This is a messenger RNA of Zophobas morio, 1929 nucleotides long. Its product is annotated as choline transporter-like protein 1. Lineage: Eukaryota; Metazoa; Arthropoda; Insecta; Coleoptera; Tenebrionidae. The coding region runs from base 128 to 1831 and encodes 567 amino acids. Gene Ontology annotation, biological process: transmembrane transport. The record is from RefSeq and is a predicted model, not a curated record. Gene Ontology annotation, molecular function: transmembrane transporter activity. The transcript has 14 exons.
AGAUAAGUGUAUGUACGGGCUUUUAAACGAAACUUCACCCUGAAUUGCACAUAUCAUAUUUGUUAGUGCAAGAAGAAGUGCAGAAUCUAUUGAGUGCUGUUAUAGUGUAGUAUUUAUAAUAAUUACUAUGGCUAGUCCUACAAAACCUAUUGUUGUAGAAAAAAUAUCUACAUUUCGAAGAAGCCAAGUUCCUCUUGAAGUUUGCACCUUGCCUGAAAUCCCUCAAAAACGAAAAAGCACUGAUGCGGCAUUUCUUGUGUCGUUUGGAAUUUGUGUUGUUGUUUUGCUGUCGUUAAUGAUCUAUGCUUUAUGUAAUUCGAAUAUGGACAGAUUUAUACAUGGCUACGACAAAUGUGGCAAUGUAUGUGGCUCAAAAAAUGAAAAAGUAGAUGAUAUUUAUUGUUCAGGUCAAGACAUGUCCAAUAAACCAUUCUUGACAUAUGAAAGGACUAUGAUCUAUGACUCUUAUUAUGGCCUCUAUGAAUAUGUAUAUACACCUAAUAUAUGUGUCGACAAAUGUAACAGCAGUUACGAAACAAGAUUUCAUCGAUGUUUUCCGGAAGGAGGCGACAUAGAAUUCUUUCCUGAUAUGGUCGAUGCAGUUCAAAAAGAAUCGGAUAGUCUGGCAGGCUUAUGUUUGAUUGGAUUAGGUUUAUCAAUUGUGGCUUUACUGUUAUUCCGCUAUUUUGUCAAACAAUUCGUUUGGACUAUGUUAAUUGGUAUUAUACUAUUAUGGUUUGCAAUUACUGGCGGCAUUUGGUAUCUAUACAGCGACGCUACUGGUGAAGCGAGUUCUUCUUUGUUAUAUGUUGGUAUAAUUUUUACAAUAGUAGGAAUUGUCUUCGCGUUAUGUAUUUUGGUACUCAUCGCUAGAAUCAAGUUAGUAAUAUUUUUUUUCGAAGAAGCUGCCCGGAUUGUAUUUGCAAUGCCUUUACUCUUGUUAGAACCUGCCUUAACUUUUCUUUCAAAUUUUCUAGUUAUGGCAAUAUUCGUAUACACAUUUUUAUUAAUGGCAACUUCGGGUAGUCUACAAAAAGAUCCAUUAAACUAUGACAGAUACGAAUAUAUUCUUAAUGGUGCUACGAUUUUUGUUUUGUGUUGGAGUGUAAUUAUGAUGAUAUGGACGCUUCUGUUCAAUUUAGCAUGUCAGCAAAUGGUUAUAUCAGGUGCUGUAGCUACUUACUACUUUGCCAGAGACAAAGUAAUAGUCGUGUCUCCAAUUUACAACAGCUUCUACAAUUUAAUUCGUUACCAUCUUGGUACAGUGGCAUUUGGUUCACUUCUUAUAACAAUAAUUACUGUGCUGAAAACCAUAAUCAGAGGACUGGCAAGUCAGAAUGGCUGCUUGCGUCUUUUAUAUAUCUGCUUUAAACCUUUAGAAGACUUACUAAAAUAUAUGACCUCAAUGGGGUACAUCGAAACUGCUAUUCAUGGACAGCCGCUUUGCCGAUCAAGUAUUCGUGCCAUUAAUCUGAUCAUUUCAAACUUAUUAAGUGCCAUAGCGAUGAAUUCGAUUGGAAAUUUUGUGUUUUUUAUGGCUAAACUAGUAGUGGUUGUGAUAACUGUCGUCAUUGGUAUAUUAAUGAACUUGUCGGUAGUUACUAUCGUAUUUGGAGGCUUAGUUGCUUGGAUCUGCGUUCACAGUUUUUUUGUGGUUUUUGAGAUUGCUGUUGAUACCAUUUUUCUUUGUUAUUGUGAAGAUCAGUGCUUAAAUGAUGGUAAUGUGAACGCGUAUUAUACAACAAUAGAACUUCACAAUCAAAUUAAGAAAGCACAAGCACUUACUUUAGCUCUCGAAAACGCAAAACAGAAGAAAAAGGCCAAAAAGUAGGAUAACAUACCUACACGUUUAGGUACCUUCAUCAAAUUUAAUGUGCUUUAAUUAAAUGAAACUCAUUUAUUAUGUUUUUAAUAAAUAUGUCUAAUAAA